Molecule: messenger RNA, 1353 nt
Organism: Arabidopsis lyrata subsp. lyrata
Lineage: Eukaryota; Viridiplantae; Streptophyta; Magnoliopsida; Brassicales; Brassicaceae
Product: transcription factor bHLH125
Exons: 3
Coding region: 345-1106 (253 amino acids)
Biological process (GO): regulation of transcription by RNA polymerase II
Cellular component (GO): RNA polymerase II transcription regulator complex
Molecular function (GO): DNA-binding transcription factor activity, RNA polymerase II-specific; protein dimerization activity; RNA polymerase II transcription regulatory region sequence-specific DNA binding
Source: RefSeq, a predicted model, not a curated record
UAAUGAAGGUGAGAUGUAUAUGUUCAAGCACAUUUAAAACAUAUGUUCCCAUUCUUAUUUGACGUGAUUAUUAAAUGGCCACUAAAUGAACAGCGCAAAGUUUAAUUUAAUACUAGUAUUAUUAUUGAUUUAUUACUAUCAUCUUUAAUUUAAUCCCAACUACUCAUAUUUUAUGGAGAUUUUAGUUUCUUCGAGAUCGAUCACUAACCUAUCACCACAUCUGUCCAAUUAAAGAGGAAGAAGAAACAAAUCUUGGAGACAAGUAUAAAGAGACUCACAAGUCAGAAAGUCACAACACUACAACAAAAAUCAAACCAAAAAGUAGUCAUAGAUAUCAAAUUCUAAUGGAUUUUGUUCAUUCAAUGUUUAUGCCUGAUUCAACCUACGAAGAUGGAUUACUAUUUUCUGAUUCUUUUCUUCUUUCGCCUUUUAUAUCAUACCAAAACAAUGAUGUUUGCAAUCCGAUCACAAACAAAAUUGGUGGAAGCAAUAAGAAACGAAGUUUGUGUGAUACAUAUGGCGCGAAUGAAGCCAACAAGAAUGAUGAUGAUCGGGAAAGCAAGAAGGUGAAACAUAGAGACAUUGAAAGGCAAAGAAGACAAGAAGUUUCAUCUCUUUUCAAAAGUCUAAGGACUCUCUUGCCAUUUCAAUAUAUCCAGGGUAAACGCUCGACAUCAGAUCACAUUUUCCAGGCAGUGAACUACAUCAAAGACUUACAAACCAAGAUCAAAGAACUCAACGAAAAGAGAAAUCAGAUUAAAAAAUCCAUACGGGGCACAACUACUAUAGAGGAAUGCACGAGUAGCUUAUCAUCAACAUCAACAUUAUCAUCAAGCUGCUCAUGUGUAGGAGACAAACACAUUACAGUUGUGGUCACGCCUUGUUUGGUUGGUGUUGAGAUCAUCAUGAGUUGUUGUCUCGGACGAAACAAGUCUGGUCUCUCGAGUGUUCUUCAAAUGUUAGCUCAAGAACAAAGGCUCAGUGUAGUUAGUUGCCUCUCAACUAGACGGCAACAGAGAUUCAUGCACACCAUUGUUUCUCAGAUGGAGGAUGAUGGCAAAAAGAUCAAUAUAUUGGAGCUUAAGGAUAAAAUAAUGAAUAUGUAGCCAUGUACAAGAAGAAAUAUAGUUGAUAUGAAAAAUGCAAAAGUGCGCGACUUUAAAUUGGAAUUUUACUGAAUUUCAAUGUAUGUAUUAUUUGAGUUGUUAGAUACUAAGAUCAUGUUGUUUUAGUGUUUCGGCUUACUGUUGAGUGCUUAGAGUUAAGGUUACAAACUAAUGCUUGUUUUUCUUUUCUUUUCUUUUUGUAAAAUAAUGCUUAUUUUUCUUGGCAUCGAUCGUAUAAUCUUCUUCC